Equus caballus (horse) is the source of this 1027-nucleotide messenger RNA. The record is from RefSeq and is a predicted model, not a curated record. Lineage: Eukaryota; Metazoa; Chordata; Mammalia; Perissodactyla; Equidae.
GGAGUCGCGGCUGCGGGGGCCGCGGCCCGCCAGAGGGCGAUGCGGCGGAGGAGACGGGGCAGGCCCCACCUCCUUUGUCCGCCCUGCCCUCCCAUUGGCCGGGGCGGGGGGUCGGGGGCGGAGACCGGCCCGGGGGCGGAGCCGAGCUCUUCGGGCGCGGGGCAGGUGGCGCGCGCGCGGCGGGGCCGGUGCGCGGGGCGGCGGUCGAACUGGGGCUGCCGGCCCCGGGCCCGCCGGUGCCAUGGACGGCCUGCGCCAGCGCCUCGAGCGGCUGCUGGAGCAGAGGAACGUGGUCACCGAGGCGCUCGGGGCGCUCGAAGCCAGGACUGGUGUCGACAAGCGGUACUUGGCCACGGGAGCCGCCACUCUGCUAGGCCUGUAUCUUUUAUUCGGUUACGGGGCGUCUCUGUUGUGCAACCUCAUCGGCUUUGUAUACCCCGCAUAUGCCUCAGUCAAAGCCAUCGAGAGCCCAAACAAAGACGACGAUACUGUGUGGCUCACCUACUGGGUGGUGUACGGCCUGUUCGGGCUGGCCGAGUUCUUCAGCGACCUGCUCCUGUCCUGGUUCCCUUUCUACUACGUGGGCAAGUGCGGCUUCCUGUUGUUCUGCAUGGCCCCCGGGCCCUGGAACGGGGCGCACCUGCUGUACCAUCGAGUCAUCCGCCCACUGUUUCUAAAGCAUCACGAGGCAGUGGACAGCAUCGUGAGCGACCUCAGCCGGCGAGCCUUGGACGCGGCGGCCGGAGUAACCCGGGACGUCCUGCAGACCCUGGCCCGCAGCCGGGCUCUCGUCACCCCAGCGGCUGCGGCGGGAAGCCCCCCGCUGCCCGCGGAGCCGACCGUACGUAACCCCACCCCCUGGGAGGUAGGGCCUGUGUGUGUGCGCCCGCAUGCGCAUGUGCGGGCGUGCAUUUAUGCGUGGGGUGCACGCAUGUGUGUGUGUGCCUCUGUCCCUGCCAAGGGUAGCCGCUGGCCCCUUGAGCUGGCCCCACGCCAGCCCCCCCCCCCGUAGCUGAAGACAGCUCUG